Messenger RNA from Vidua macroura (Pin-tailed whydah), 4241 nucleotides. RefSeq names its product phosphodiesterase 12 (gene PDE12). NCBI's taxonomy places the organism in Eukaryota, Metazoa, Chordata, Aves, Passeriformes, Viduidae. The record is from RefSeq and is a predicted model, not a curated record. The coding region runs from base 10 to 1779 and encodes 589 amino acids. Gene Ontology annotation, molecular function: 3'-5'-RNA exonuclease activity. The transcript is spliced from 3 exons. Gene Ontology annotation, biological process: nuclear-transcribed mRNA catabolic process, deadenylation-dependent decay. Gene Ontology annotation, cellular component: mitochondrion.
GCCGGGUCCAUGUGGCGUCGGCUCCGCUCCGCCCUCCGGAGCCUCCGCGGCUCCCCCGCCGCACCUCCGCACGGCGGUGGCGGCCGCCCGCCCGCCGCCAUGGAGCGCGCCGUGGUGCGCUGCGUGCCGUCCGAGCCCAAGCUGAGCCUGCGGUUCGUGCUGCCCGACGGCAGCGCUCGGCACAUGCAGCGCGACCAGGCGGAGCCGCUGGGGCGGGCGCUGGCGCGCAUCGCCACCAACGCCGCUAAGGGCCACGGCAAGGCGGGCAAGAAGAGCAAGAAGGCGCGGGCGGAGGGCGGCGCGGAGGACGAGGCGGCGGUGCCGGCCGUGCCGGCCGUGCGGCUGUUCUCCCGCGACGGCGCGGCGGUGGCGGAGGAGGUGCCGAACGCGGCUGCCUGGCAGGACGGCGCCGUGCUGCACAUCGGGGACGCGCGGUACCGCGUGGAGCGCAACCCGCCCGCGCUCACCGAGCUCCGCCUGCCUCGCUCGAUCCUCGCUGGCUUCCCCGUGUGCCCCAAGGUGAGCGCCGAGUUCGCCGCGCCGCAGCACUGCCUGUUCCGCUGGUUCCGCGAGCAGCGCCCCGCGGGCGGCGGGGACGCGGCUGGGGAGGCCUGGGUGGAGACGGCGGCGGCCGAGCGCGUGUUCACGCCGCCCAACGCGCUGGUGGGGCUGCGGCUGAAGCUGCGCUGCACGCCCGGGGACGGCGAGCAGCGCUACGGCCCGGCCCUCGAGGUGGAAAGUAGCGGCCCCGUGGAGGCCGGGCCCGGCGCCUGCACCUUCGACGCCCGGCACCUGUACACCAAGAAGGUUUGCGGCCACGGCUCCGUCCGCGCCGUGUCCUACAACAUCCUGGCCGACACCUACGCGCAGACGGAGUUCUCCCGCACCGUGCUCUACCCAUACUGCGCUCCCUAUGCCCUGGAGAUCGACUACCGCCAGAACCUGCUCAAGAAGGAGCUGGCGGGCUACAGCGCCGACCUCAUCUGCUUGCAGGAGGUGGAUAAAUCUGUUUUCGUGGACAGCUUGGCCCCGGCGCUAGAUGCUUUUGGACUGGAGGGUUCGUUCAGGAUUAAGGAGAAGCAGCACGAAGGCCUGGCUACUUUCUAUCGCAGGGACAAGUUCAGUCUCCUCAGCCAGCACGAUAUCGUUUUCAGCGAAGCCCUGCUCUCAGAGCCGCUGCACAAGGAGCUGUGUGAGCAGCUGGCCAAGUACCCCCUGGUGCAGGAGAAGGUGCUGCAGAGGUCCUCUGUGCUGCAGGUUUUGGUUCUUCAGUCUACAACUGAUCCUUCCAGGAAGCUUUGUGUAGCAAAUACCCACCUAUACUGGCACCCCAAAGGUGGGAACAUCCGUCUGAUCCAAAUUGCUGUAGCCAUGUCUCACAUCAAGCACGUAGCAUGUGACUUGUAUCCCAGGAUCCCAGUCGUAUUCUGUGGAGAUUUUAAUAGCACACCCUCGUCAGGAGCUUACAGUUUUAUCAGCAGUGGUGGCAUUGCUGAAGAUCAUGAAGACUGGGUCUCAAAUGGGGAGGAAGAAAGGUGCAGUAUGUCUCUAAGCCAUCCUUUCAAACUGCAAAGUGCUUGUGGAGAACCUGCUUAUACAAACUAUGUUGGUGGGUUCCAUGGAUGUCUGGACUACAUUUUCAUUGACAGAAACGCUCUAGAGGUUGAACAAGUUAUUCCAUUGCCAAGUCAUGAAGAAAUAACAAGCCACCAGGCUUUGCCAAGUGUUUCACAUCCUUCUGAUCAUAUAGCACUAAUAUGUGACUUGAAGUGGAAAUAGAGUAGCUCUGGCAUGGUGCUUUUGGAGGUUUUUAAACAAGAAAUUUAAUUUAAUGUACUUCUGGGCAACUGAGGUUAGACCCGGACUUGUAUGCUACUAAAAGUAAAGCCAAAAUUAUUAAUGAAGAGUUCAUGUGUUUAAUGGCUCUACUGAGUAUUGUCACACUAUUCAGAAUACUUGCAUGAAAAUUUUCCCUUUUUAUAUGCUAAUGGGAAAAAAUACAUUGAAGAUGGGGUUUUGAAAAUUGGAUUAUCAUACACCUUUUUAGUGAUGUUUUUAAAGGAUUAAGAAUUAUUUUGUUUAAAAAAAAAGGAGUUUAGUCUGAUUUGUAAGACAAGUCUACAAAUUGAACCCUAUUUAAUUCAGAAAUAAACACAAAACCCAAAAUUGGAUUUACUUGACUCCACUUUAAUUAAUGUAAUGGUAAUUUAAGUUUAUAAAUUGUCUUGAUCACUUACCAUUACUAUGGCACAACUUCUAGUAAGUUGCAUGAACAAUGUACUUGUACCUACCAACUUCUGAAAAGAUGUUCUUAAUUAUCAGUGAAUGGACUUUGUCAAAAAUCAGCCAUAUUAAAUUCAAGGCUAUAAUUGAUUUGGAAGCAAUUUGUUUGCCCACAUAACAUGGGUAAUGAGGAUAAUGUUAACACCUUGUGAAAUUGGACUACAUGAAGAAAGAUCAUCUACUUUGAACAUAUGCUCCUUCUGGUUUGAGUCAUCAGCAAUAAAAGAUACUGGAGUUUAGGACAACCAGCUUUGGAUGGGAGGGAGCUUUUUAUCCAUAUCAUCUGUUUUCAGGUGGGGAGAGAUACAGAACAAUGUGGUGCAUUAAUUAUCUGUGCCUAAAUCUUUACAAAGAAUAACAAGUGACUUGCAAACUUUAUCACAAUGGUUGUAUUUUGUUCCUCUCUUGCAUACAAAGACAGCCUGAAUUUUUAAGUGUUUUUACAUGCAUUUUUUCUUUCUAGAAAUAGCCUAGUUUGCCCUAUUUUGUAGGAUGUGGGAAAGUGUAUUUUAUCUAUACCUUCAUGGAAUAUGCUGGAGUGGGUUCAGUCAUUUAACAAGCUUCUUGCCCUGCAUCAUUCAUCCAUAGGAAACAAAAAGCAUUUGGAAACCAUUCACUAAAUCUUCCUCUUUCACCUAAUAAAACUCCCUUUAUCAAUUGUCUGUUACUGUUGUCAGUUUGGGGUUUUCUUCUAGUUACUGGUGUCUUUCAUGGCAAAACAAGUCUGCCUGGGUUGAUAAAAGCUGUGUUCUCUCUGCUUGCACACCUGCUCACCUCCCCUGCAUUCUGGUGCUCUGUAGCUGGGAUUCACUCAACUGUUUAAACACUACUCAAACCAGGAAGUCACUUUCAGGUGGGAUAUUUCUGAGGGUUGCUGGUGCUGUCUCUUGUCAUAGUAAUUGCUAUGCUCUGAAGGGUGGUGAUGUGCAGCUUUUAAAUAAUCUGCUCUUUUCUGUUAUUUCCAAUACAAUUACUUCUAUGUUUUGCUGCUGUAGUGUCUGCAUCAUGUCAUCUAACAUGAUGCUGGUAGCUGCAGUAGCAAACCCCUCAAGGCAGGUUUACCUUCAGAAGUCAUACAAGACUAAAAAGAUGCAGGCCCAUAAAUCUCCAGAUGUGUCUCAAACAGCAUGAUGUGAGAAGACAAAUCUCAUGAAUUGUCCAGUGUUUCAUCACCAAUUCUGCCCACAGAUAAAGGGAAAUGGACAAAUUCCAGUAGUCUGAGUCUGUAGAAGCCUGUGAUGCUAAAGAGCUCAUGUAAAUGUCCUUCGAAAGCAGCUUCUUUUCAGCAACAUAGGCAGUUAACCUUCCCUCUUAUCCCAAACUCUUACCUGAUCUGCUCUACCACCUGUGAAUUGUCUCCUUGUUCCUGCUCAUGCCACACCAAACUAAAACAGGGAUGUGAUCCUGUUAAAAAUACAGGGCUUUUAGUUCUCUUGCUUGUACUAUCAUUUUAGUGGAUCUUAUGUCCUGAACUUAGUCACCUUAAAGCCUUUUGUGCCCAAAGAACUGAUACAGAUUUGGAGGUGGGUGGAAAGAGGUGAUGAAAGCUUGAAGCAAGAUCUUAACUUGCUCCAGCAGAUCCACCCCAAAGCAUAACACAAGACCUCGAUGAAAUGGUGCUCAUUUAUUCCAACAGCUUUGCCAGGCUAUAUGUAAACCCUCAGAUUUCUGGUUUUGUUAAGUCAGCACUUCAGCUAAGCUAUAUGGUAGCUAAAGCACCUCUGGAUACAAAAGGGAAGCAAAAUGGAAUGUGGCAAUGAAGGAUGUUAGAUCACUGCACUAGUGAUGGACUCUCCCUGAAAAAUUUGACCCUAAAUAAUUUGGAUGGAUCUUUGAUCAGUUUUUUAAGUAAGUCUAAUUAAAAAAAUAAUGUGUAAUUCAGUCUUGCGUGAGUUGAUGUCUGUACUCUCCUAGACCGCAAAGUUAAUAAUAAAAGUGUGGCUGAUUCAUAACUUCAA